CGGCGGGCCGGGCCGCGCCGGGGGCAGAGCGGGGCCGCAGCCGGGCGGAGAUGGCGUCGCAGCCGCCGCCUCCCAAGCCCUGGGAGAACCGGCGGCUGGCGGGCAGCGUGGCGCCGGCCUUCCAGUCUCCUGACUUUGGUGACAACCUGCUGACCAGGCCUGGACAACCCACGGUUGCACGGAUACCUCCACCCAUUUUGCCAAGACCAUCCCAGCAAACAGGAAGCAGCAGCCUGAGCGCUUUCAGGCCAGCGUAUAGUAGUUCUUUUUCUCCAGGCUAUGGUUCAUAUGGAACCUCUUUUUAUGGAAGCUAUAGUCCCUACAGUUACGGAUAUGGUGGUCUGGGUUAUAACCGCUUUCGUGCAGAUGAUAUUCCUCCCAGCAGGUUUGUUCAGCAGGCUGAAGAGAGCAGCAGAGGUGCCUUUCAGUCCAUCGAAAGCAUCGUGCACGCGUUUGCCUCGGUCAGCAUGAUGAUGGAUGCUACCUUUUCAGCUGUGUACAACAGCUUCAGAGCUGUGUUGGAUGUGGCCAAUCACUUCUCCCGCCUCAAAGCACACUUCACAAAGGUGUUUUCAGCUUUUGCUUUAGUGAGAACUAUAAGAUACCUCUACAUACGCCUGCAACGAUUGCUGGGCCUGCGGAAGAGCUCUGAGAAUGAGGAUUUGUGGGCUGAAAGUGAGGGGACAGUAGCUCGUGUUGGCCUUGAGGACAAGGCGGGUAGCUCUGCAAAAUCCUGGCCCAUCUUCUUGUUCUUUGCUGUUAUCAUGGGUGGCCCCUAUCUGAUUUGGAAACUGCUUUCGACGUACAGUGACGAAGAAACAGUAUCUAGUAACUGGGCAAGUGGAGAAGAUGAUCACGUAGUUGGAAGAGCAGAAUAUGAUUUCAAUGCUCUCUCAGAAGAAGAAAUUUCUUUCCGUGCUGGUGACAUGCUAAAAUUAGCUCCCAAAGAACAACAACCCAAAAUCCGCGGUUGGCUUUUGGCUAGUUACGAUGGCCAAACAACAGGACUUGUGCCAGCUAAUUACAUCAAAAUCCUGGGCAAAAGAAGAGGUAGGAAAACAGUGGACCUGGGAAAGAUUACAGAGCAACAGCCAGCCUUUACCAGCACAUCUGUCAGAGGAUCCACUGCUACUGUGACUUUAGAGGAGCAGGAAGCUGCUUUUGAUACUGUUUUUGCUGAAAGUAAUAAAGUUCCUGUUGUGUCUGACUCCACGGGGGUUAGUGGAGAGAAACAGGAACUCUAAUGCACUUUCAUCAACAAAGCAACUGAACUGUGCUUUAUUGAUAAAACUUAGGGUUUCUUGAAAGUCUGUAUUGUAGUGGAACACUGAUGGGCCUGUACCAGUUACUGCUGCUACUGACUGGUGAAGGGAUGGAGAAAUGAUUGCUCAAAUCCGUGCUAUUUAUUGUCGGCUCCCCUAAGGCUGUAUGUGAGUGAUUCUCCCCAACCACCUGGCAGAAACUCUUAAGCUCUUGAGAUUAGGAAAAUUCAGGCAUUUAUAACAAAGCAAACAAACAAAAAAAUAGGGACUGCUGGCUUAUUCUUGUGAAGGAGACAAAAUGUCAGAGAAAUCUGGGGAUUGAUAUCCAGUCUUCAUUGGAAUUUCAGCCUGGCAAGAGGCAUCUUCAAUAGAUGUGCAAAGGGUAGACAGAUUUCUGCAAGAUGUCCUCCAAAACUGAACAAUAACAGUGCAUUGUUCCCCCCUGAAAGGCAGAACAACUGCAAGAGGUUUAGGGGACACAGUUGAGUCAUUAGAAGUUCUGAGUUGCUCACUUUUAGUAAGAAGUAGAGCAUCUGUCAGAAAGAGCUUUGCUGUUGUUGGAAAGGGACUUGUCAGAAAGGGAGGAGAAAUACAGUUGACAACAGAAGAUUGAUGAGGCUUCAAUAGUAGUUCUAACUGGUUCUGUUUAUUAAAAGUAUGUUAGAAUAAAGGGUAUCCUGCAUUCAGGCACUUUCCAGCACGCUUGUUAGUUAUUAGUUCCUUCUGUGGUGAGCUAACUUUGCAUCAGUCCUAACCAUUUUCUGUUGUAGCCUGUUAAUAGUCUACUGGCUACCAGCUGUAUCUCAGCUUAUUUCUGUUCUCCAUUGGUUUGGUAUGACUGUCAAAAUACCCAUCCUGCAUUUUAGAGCAGUAGGAAAGCAUGGGGUUGGGGAGAGUUUCACUUAAUUUGAGUGGGAAAGAAGCAGCAACGUUUCUUGUCUCAGUCAAGGUCUUGGAGUUACUGUUUUGCUGCCUUUCAGGUGGUCAAUUUUCCAUCUGCCCAUAAAACUCAAGGGCUCUGGUUUAUCAAAAGCCAUAAAAACGUUAAGACUCUUAGAAAUAUUUAGUAUUUUCUUCCUGUUGAUGUUUGAGAAUUCUGUACUGAAAUACUGUUUUAUUGUUUUGGGUUUUUUAAUGAAGCAAAGAUAAUGACAACUUUUUUCCUUGCAGUAUAUAUGUAUAACACAUUGAGCUUCUGAAGGUUAGAGCAAUGGAUACAAGAACUAAAGCUUGUCUUAACCACUGAAACAGCUUUUCUUUUUUAUUUUAAAGGUACUUAAAAUUAGUAGUAAAAGUAGGGCAUGUGCCUUUGCUUAAUGGAGCUACUAGUUUCAGUUUCACUGUUACUACAGAGAUCUUCAACACCUGUUAUGUGUUAGCAACACUUUCAGUAUUUAGUCUUCAAUUGCAUUUGCUGGGCUUGAGUUCUUAGGUUUUUGCUCACCACAACAAAACCCUGACAAGAAGAAAUGAAGUGAGUGCAGUUUUAUUGAGGUAGAAGGACUGAAAAGAUGGAUGUGAUGCUGAAACCUUGGAUUCUGAAGUCUGAAUGCCCGUGGUUGAGAACGAGAGCAAGGAGUUAAGUACUUGGGUAUCGGGAGGUGGUGCAAAGAGUCAUUUCAUACUAUUUUGUUAGAUCUCCAAGUGCCAAGGAAGAGGAAAGAGUAGAUAAAGGGCAAAUGAGAAACUUGAGACUAGGUUUAAACCAGAACAUGUUCCUGAGACAUUUCCCUGUGUACCAGGGCAUUGAAGAAAAUUAUCUAUAUUUGGAAGAGACAUCUGUUGUUGAAAUAAAAAUAGCAUACAAUCCUGAAAUAUACAGAGAGGGGAGAAAAAGGAAGGAGGGGUGUCAAAUGUACAGUUCUGUUUACAGUGUGUAUUCAUAGAGGAAAUGCAUUUACUGUUGUGGGACUUAUUUCUUGGACUGUCGGUCUCUCUUGUGUCAGUGACAGGUUUCAGUCAGAGGAAAGGUCUUUUAAAUAAAUGAAUAAAUAGGCUUUUCUUAGCAUAUGCAUUUGAGUAGACUUCUGUUUCCUGGUGCAGAACGAGUUUGGAAGACAGUACCAUGAUGUUUGUUGGAAUCUUUCAAUCUUACUAAUUUCUAGAAAGAUGAGUUUAAUAUCAUUUUCAGCUGUUUUGAAAACAGUUCCUUUAGGAGGCAGAUGGGUUAUUAAUAAUUUAGCUGACUUGUCUUUAUAGUAGUUUGACUUAGUCUACCUAUUGCUGUCAAAACUGUGUCUCCUAAAUCUUGACAAGAAUUUUGAUCCUUUCAAGCUUGUGAUUAAUAGGAAAAGAAGGCUCUGAGGAAGUGAAGUAAGUUAUUUAACUCACAGUUAAUUGUACUGAUUGGAGAAGGGUAUUAAAAUGCAUUGAAGUAAAAUA
Molecule: messenger RNA, 3644 nt
Organism: Colius striatus (speckled mousebird)
Lineage: Eukaryota; Metazoa; Chordata; Aves; Coliiformes; Coliidae
Gene: PEX13
Product: peroxisomal biogenesis factor 13
Exons: 4
Coding region: 51-1244 (397 amino acids)
Biological process (GO): protein import into peroxisome matrix, docking
Cellular component (GO): peroxisomal membrane; peroxisomal importomer complex; peroxisome
Molecular function (GO): protein binding
Source: RefSeq, a predicted model, not a curated record